AUGGCAUUCGGAUCAUACGACGAUGAUUCUAAGAGGAAAAGGAGGUACGUAGUUAUCUCCAUCUCAUCUGUUCUUCUUGUUUCUAUGGUUGUCGCCGUUACCAUCGGCGUUAGCGUCAAUAGCGAUAACGGAACUAAAGAAGAGAUCACGGCUUCCGUUAAAGCCAUCAAAGAUGUCUGCGCGCCAACGGACUACAAGAAGACUUGUGAAGAUACUCUAAGGAAAGAUGCAAAGGACACAUCGGACCCGUUGGAGCUUGUGAGGACAGCGUUUAACGCAACGAUGAAACAGAUAAGUAACGUGGCAAAGAAGUCACUAACUAUGAUUGAGCUACAAAAGGAUCCAAGGACGAAGAUGGCUUUGGAUCAAUGCACGGAGCUAAUGGAUUUUGCAAUCGGCGAGCUUAGUAAAUCUUUUGACGAGUUGGGAAGGUUCGAGCUUCACAAGGUUGACGACGCAUUGAUUAAGCUAAAGGUUUGGCUCAGCGCGACGAUUAGUCAUGAGCAAACUUGUCUCGAUGGGUUUCAAGGGACACAAGGUGAUGCAGGUGAGACGAUGAAGAAGGCAUUGAAAACCGCGGUUCAGUUAACACAUAACGGGCUUGCAAUGGUCAGCGAGAUGUUGAAUUACUUGGGACAAAUGGAGUUGCCGGAGAUGAAUAGUCGCCGGCUGCUGUCUCAAGAGUUUCCUUCGUGGGUGGAUGGGCGCGUGCGUAGGCUCUUGAAUGCACCCUUGUCUGAGGUCAAACCAGAUAUGGUUGUGGCUCAGGACGGAAGCGGUCAGUACAAGACGAUCAACGAGGCAUUGCGAAAUGUCCCCAAGAAGAAUAAUGCAACCUUCGUGGUUCACAUUAAGAGUGGAACCUAUAAAGAAUAUGUUCAGGUGAAUAGGACCAUGCCAAAUCUUGUUUUCAUCGGUGAUGGCCCUACCAAAUCUAUAAUUUCCGGCAACAAAAGUUUCAAGGACGGUAUUACCACAUACCGUACAGCCACCGUUGCAAUCAUUGGAGAUAAUUUCAUUGCCAAGAACAUGGGGUUCGAGAACACAGCCGGGGCAUUAAACUAUCAAGCGGUUGCCGUUAGGGUUCUGUCAGACGAGUCCAUAUUCUACAACUGUAGAUUUGAUGGUUACCAAGACACUCUCUACGCACAUUCCCACCGUCAGUUUUACAGGGACUGUACUAUAACAGGCACCAUCGACUUCCUCUUUGGAGACGCAGCCGCGGUGUUCCAGAACUGUACAUUACUAGUAAGGAAACCACUCGCGAACCAGGCAUGUCCUAUAACCGCCCACGGACGUAAAGACCCGAGGGAGUCCACAGGGUUUGUGCUCCAAGGGUGUACUAUUGCUGGUGAAGCGGAUUACUUGGCGGUCAAGGAAACUAGCAAAGCUUAUCUUGGAAGGCCGUGGAAAGAGUAUUCAAAAACUAUCAUUAUGGAGACGUUCAUACCGGAUUUUAUUCCCGGUGAAGGAUGGUCGCCGUGGCAAGGGAACUUUGGUCUUGACACGCUCUUUUAUUCGGAGGUGAGGAACACUGGACCGGGUGCAGCUGUGGCGAACCGGGUUACUUGGCAAGGAAUCAAGAAGUUGAGUGAAGAAGAGAUUGUUGAAUACACUCCAGCUAAGUAUAUACAAGGUGACGAUUGGAUUCCUGGUAAAGGUGUUCCUUACACGCCCGGUUUUUUCGCCGGGAACGGUUCAGCAACUGGUGCCGGUUCCUCCAACUCCACAACUACCGGUUCAAGCGAACCGGGCUCGACAAACUCUACAACAGGGUCAGAUUCUCCAGCGGCUUCCCCAGGAGCCUCACCCGUCACUGAAAGUGGCUUAGGGUCUCCUUCGGCUACUCCUUCAGCUUCACCAACAGCUUCUCCUUCAGCUUCACCGUCAGCUACUCCUUCAGCUUCACCAUCAGCUUCACCAUCAGCUUCUCCAUCGGCUACUCCUUCAGCUUCACCAUCAGCUUCUCCAUCGGCUACUCCUUCAGUUUCACCAUCAGCUUUUCCAUCGGCUACUCCUUCAUCUUCACCAUCAGUUUCUCCAUCGACUGCUCCUUCAGCUUCACCUUCGGCUACUCCUUCAGCUUCUCCAUCGGCUUCCCCUUCGGUUUCGCCUUCUAUUUCGCCGGAAAGCUCUGUUUAAGAUUUGUGUCUAACUAGAGGUCGUGUGUAUGUAUCUUUUGCUUUUUACUCAAGAAAAUGAUAAAAAGCUUGAGGAUUUUGUAAAUGAGUAUAUGAUUAGCUUUGUAAAUUCAUGUUAAGUCUAUCUAAUUUAAAUUGCGGGUAUUCACUAAUCCGUAUAAAAAAUUUCAAAGUAAAAAACAGAUUUUUGAAAGAAAA
Messenger RNA from Brassica rapa (field mustard), 2339 nucleotides. Its product is annotated as putative pectinesterase/pectinesterase inhibitor 28. Gene Ontology annotation, biological process: cell wall modification. Lineage: Eukaryota; Viridiplantae; Streptophyta; Magnoliopsida; Brassicales; Brassicaceae. The record is from RefSeq and is a predicted model, not a curated record. Gene Ontology annotation, molecular function: pectinesterase activity; enzyme inhibitor activity.